Molecule: messenger RNA, 582 nt
Organism: Aphis gossypii (cotton aphid)
Lineage: Eukaryota; Metazoa; Arthropoda; Insecta; Hemiptera; Aphididae
Gene: l(2)37Cg
Product: probable DNA-directed RNA polymerases I and III subunit RPAC2
Exons: 3
Coding region: 168-488 (106 amino acids)
Biological process (GO): DNA-templated transcription
Cellular component (GO): RNA polymerase I complex; RNA polymerase III complex
Molecular function (GO): protein dimerization activity; DNA-directed RNA polymerase activity
Source: RefSeq, a predicted model, not a curated record
CGACAUGCAGCCAUGCAGGAUGCAAUGAUGCAAAUAUGCAAUGCAUAAUAUGCAUUAUGUAGUUAGCAGUUAGCACUCUAGCAGUUUAGUCGUCGAAUUCGAUCAGUCCGGACUGCUUAAAAUUUUAUGGUUGUGUUACUUUUUUAGGUGUAAGAAAUUUAUAUAUCAUGACGGAAUUAUUAGAAGAUGAUGUUAAUAUUGGACCUUCAGAACUAGAUAGAACAUUUGUUUUUGAAGACGAAGGACAUACAUUGGGUUCACUAUUAACAUAUAUUUUAGAAAGUUUUCCUGAAACAGAUUUUUGUGCUUAUUCCAUAAGGCAUCCAUCAGAAAAUAAAAUUUAUUUACGGUUAAAAGUAAAAAAUGGCCACACUGUAGAAGAUGUUUUUAAACGUGGUUUUCAAGAGCUUAAUCAAUUGUUAAAUCAUGUUAAAAAAACAUUUAAUAAAGCAAUUUCAACUUAUGAAGAUACUAAAGCUACUGAAUAGGACCCAAGUUUAUAUUAAAACCACGUGAAUAAAAAUUAAAAAUUGUACUUUAAUAAUGAAAAAAAAAAAAUACAAUAGCAUUUACAAGACUUUA